Messenger RNA from Maniola jurtina (meadow brown), 1561 nucleotides. RefSeq lists its product as uncharacterized. Gene Ontology annotation, biological process: proteolysis. The transcript is spliced from 10 exons. The record is from RefSeq and is a predicted model, not a curated record. The coding region runs from base 197 to 1417 and encodes 406 amino acids. Gene Ontology annotation, molecular function: serine-type endopeptidase activity. Lineage: Eukaryota; Metazoa; Arthropoda; Insecta; Lepidoptera; Nymphalidae.
UAAAAUUAAUGUAGUGAGCAGUCAUAACUCAUAUUAUUAUAAGAUCUAUAUUAUCCAGUCAGACGAGUGAUAUACCUAUUUAAAGCAAGACGUGGAUAUUCAGUUUAUGAGAUAUCUUCUCGGAGAAACAAGUACCUAAGUGAAGCGAUUUGCCGAGCGCUUUAGAUCUUCUGGAGUUGGGGUUUUCACUCGUGUCAUGAUUUUAUUCAGUUCGCGUUACCUUUUAAGUGAACUAAGGAAAACUAAAAUGGCCACUGGAAUGCUCGCUAUAUUAUUUUCGUUAUUAGUUAUAACGAUGGGUGCUCGCGUAAGAAGAGCACAGGGAUUCAAACUUCAUCCCAAAAAUAAUGAUGAACCAACUCCUUGUACAUUUAAUAACAGAGAGGGUAUUUGUGUGCACGAGUCAGCUUGCGAUGCAGAGCAUAGGAUUUGGGAAGGUGGUGUGAUAGACGACAUUCUCUUUAGGAACGCGAGACAAUGCAAACAAAAUUAUUGGUGCUGCAGUACACCAACAAAACAAGAUAGAGAGUUAACAGACGAACAGAUGCCAGAUGGAUAUACAACUGAUGAACAGGCAACCGACAGACUGACAACAACCAUACGGACAACAGACAUACGGACAGUUGACAAACCGGCAACCAACAGAAAGACAACAGACAGGUGGGCAUCAAACACUCAGACAAUAGUAACAAGCGAACAGACAACAGAGAAGUCAGAUCCACGAACAGAUAUCGCAAAUGAUAACAAUAAUUGUCUAGCACUAGAGGCAGAUGUGUGUCCUUGGUGUGUCCUACUUUACCAUUCUGAUGGCGGUCAAACAGCACAAAAUCCUUUCUGCUUGGGUGCUUUAAUCGGUUCAAAGGCGAUCAUUACUGCAUCCACUUGCCUUAUGAGAGCUGUAAAUAAGACGUUGUAUGCCCGAUUACCGAAUUCAUCUUAUCCUGGAAAGAAUUAUAUAAUAUCGCAGCGAUUGUUCCAUCCAGAUUAUUAUACCGGAACACAUGCAUACGAUAUUGGUUUACUGGUUAUAGAAAGUGACGUGACCUUACAAAAGUCACAAGGAGCCUGUCUUGAUUUUUUGGGACCAUUGGAAGGCGACUGUGUAGGAUACGGGUUCGAUAUCAACUGGCAAAUAUAUUCGACGAUUCUUGAAGUGAAGAAUAAUAGUUGCGGUAAAGCUGGCAACACAGACGAUGCAGCAUGUGGUACUAAUGCGGAUGCAGUAUGUUUGGUUGAUUUCGGAGCACCAAUACUUUGUCCAACGGAUGACAAUCGUCUAGUUCUUCGAGGAAUAGCCCGUGGCAGAUGUGAUUCUAAUGAUCAGAUGUUGCUUGGUGGUAUCGCACGUUCUUACACAUGGAUUGAAAAAGAAUUAGAAUAUAUGACAAUUCGUAGAGAUUCAUACAUAUUAUCAUAAGACGCGAGGUUACAUUUUGGAAAUGAAUCUCCUAUGUGUAAAUAAAAAUUAUACAUAAUUUCUUUUAUUACUUACCUUUGUUAUAAAAACAAAUAAUUGUUUUAAGAGUUGUAUGUAAGAUUCAAAUAAAAUAAUUUCAUGUGC